UCCGAGAGGGGCGGAGCGGGGCCGCGGGCCGCCAUGGCGCAGCAGCGGGUGCUGCCGCAGAGCAAGGAGACCCUGCUGCAGUCCUACAACAAGCGCCUCAAGGACGACGUCAAGUCCAUCAUGGAUAACUUCACCGAAAUCAUCAAGACGGCUAAGAUUGAGGAUGAAACUCAAGUCUCUCGAGCAACCCAGGGUGAACAAGAUAACUAUGAGAUGCAUGUCAGAGCUGCAAACAUUGUCCGAGCUGGUGAGUCCCUGAUGAAACUUGUGUCUGACCUGAAGCAGUUCUUGAUCCUCAAUGAUUUCCCCUCUGUGAAUGAAGCUAUCAACCAGCGCAACCAGCAGCUGAGAAGCUUGCAGGAGGAAUGUGACAAGAAGUUGAUUGCACUACGAGAUGAGAUCUCCAUUGACCUGUACGAGCUAGAAGAAGAAUAUUACUCUUCCAGGUACAAAUAGGGCAGUGGACUUCUGCCUUAUGAUACCAGCCCUUUUGGGGUAGUUAGUCCAGACAAACAAGUAGUCCUUAGAGUACAGGUCUUGAGAAUGUUCCCAACAACAUUUCACUCCUGUUUUUAAUUAGGUUAAACUCUUUUUCUGCAACUAAAGCAACUGCCUUUUCCUUGUAGAUAUCCUACAGGGUAUAAAUGUCAUGGUGAAGGAGGUAUUCACAGCGUCCCACUCUAGGUGCCUGCUUUAGUUGGCUAGAUUUGACAGAUAAUUUGCUUAGGCUUCUUCUGUAAUCCUUGUAAAAGGAGGUGAAUUUCCUUGGGGUAUAGGCUUCUGUCUGAGUAUUCUUCUGGAGAAGCCUCUGUCUCCUUGGAGAGACUAGCUUGCUGAGCUGGGUCCUCAUGUUAGAUGAGAGAACCAUGUCUUCGUCUUCCUGGUGAGUUCUUUCCCAAGUGACCUGGUUACACAGCGUGCCUUUUCCCUUGUAGUCCACUGCGCCCAGCUGCCUGGAGUGCUGUUGGGGUGAGCAUUUGAAAUGAGCAAAAAAGUCUUGCUCAGUUUCAUUGAAUUAUGAAGUAUUGUGAUAGGAUUUUUAAUGAGGAAGAUUAUUACUGAUCUGUUUGUGGGAUUUUUAAUGUUUUUAAAAGACUAUAAGAAAACAGGCUUUAGAGAAUUCAGACACUUUAUUUUUUUAUUUUCUGUCAUGCACUCCAGCACUUCUAGUUGAUGAUGCAGUAAAUGAAAGCAGGAGAAAACAAAUGAGAACCUGAUUGACUGCACUGUCCAAGCUAAGUGAAGUCAGUGCAAUAAUGCUAUGACUUCUAAACAAAAACUUAACUUUUGAAAACCUUCUUUAGAAUUUUAAUGACCAGGCUUUCUAUUUUUGCCUUUCCCUCCUUUCUAAAAAUGCUGAAUGCCUAUAACCCCAGCUAAGUCAACUAAAACCCUAAUUACUCAAUAUCUUUGUAAGUUAGGACAUUAUUUAUGGGUUAAUAUAUGUAUUUUAAGAGUGAAAAGAUACUGAUAUGACAUAGCUUAGGAAUGGCUAUGACAUCAGAAGAAAACUUGAGGUAAAAGUCCAGAGUUGUUUUUCAAACUUGACUCAUUUUUCUGGGGGGGUGGCAAGGGAUCCUAGAAAUAUCUCAGAAAUGAAGAGUGAUGGUCGCAAACCCAAGCACCAGUCCAGGCCCUGAUAGGUCAGGGGUGCAUCCACUACAUAGGCUGCAUACAGCACAGCAGCGAGCUGUAUCCAAAGCGAUGCAGUGUGGGAUGAUAGUGCCUCACGUGUGCCAGACAUGCUUCCCUCACACUGUCACCAGACUGCCACUACUGUGUGUUGGUAGCUUUAAGUUCUGGGCUAAGGGGUUCUGACCAUGCUGACAUGGUCUGUUCACCUGCCUGGCACCAGACACCAUGUAGAGCAACCCUUUGCAACAAAACUAACAUCUAAGCACAAACGUUGGCAUAUACCAAAUGGAUUUGCCUUUGUGCUCUUUCUUAGAAGAGUGGUCAUGAGGUGAGGAAACUUUGCAACUCUACAGAGCUAUGAUCCCUCCACUGAAACCUGUUAUCAUGUAGCACUUAGUCGUUUGCUUUUAGCACUUACUCCCUUCCUGUGCUCUUUCUUGUCUUUUUCUGCACCAAAGAAAUUGUGUGUGUGUAAAUAUAGAAACAGUGAUUUAUUCAAAGUCCUUUUAUAACUAGAGUACUAAGAUAUUUUUAAUGAAACCUUAUUGUCUAAUGUGGGGAAAAAGGGGUUCUGUUAUGUCACAUAGUCGUAGAGUGAUAAUCUUGUUUAAAUGGCUCUAAAUGCAAUAGCUGGUUUGCCCACAAAUGGGCAUUCUCUGCUGUCCCGGGAGCCCAGCGGGGUUGCCCCUCCGUACCAUCUGUUACUUUCUCAUGGGGCUUGAUCCCACAGGAUUUAUAAAGAGGCAUGCAGUCCCGUGAGGCCAGGACAUGGGUUCCAUACAGCCAUGCUGCCAUACUGCUCUCCUGCGCUCCAGUUUCCCUGAAGGUCACUGGUUAGUUUAGUUUAGGUCUUCCCUCCAGGGAAGGCUGUAGAAAAG
Messenger RNA from Haliaeetus leucocephalus (bald eagle), 2513 nucleotides. It is a transcript of the gene MED22, whose product is annotated as mediator complex subunit 22. Gene Ontology annotation, cellular component: mediator complex. The coding region runs from base 34 to 456 and encodes 140 amino acids. Gene Ontology annotation, molecular function: transcription coregulator activity. Gene Ontology annotation, biological process: regulation of transcription by RNA polymerase II. The transcript has 3 exons. The record is from RefSeq and is a predicted model, not a curated record. NCBI's taxonomy places the organism in Eukaryota, Metazoa, Chordata, Aves, Accipitriformes, Accipitridae.